UCCUCCUCCUGCACUUGAGCAGUUUAAAGAAGACUGUUCUCUGCCUUCUCUUCAGUUAGUACCAUGGCUCCUUAUUUCAUCUUGCAGUGGAUCCUAUUGGUCCUAUUUACAGGUCUCUCAGUAUCAGGCUCUCCAGUGAGAGGAGCGGUGGGUCAGAAUGUCACUUUGCCCUGUAAAUACCGAGUUAACCACCAAAAUGACGUCACAACAAUGUGCUGGGGCCGGGGCAGCUGUCCUUCUUCUCAGUGUUCUCAGACAAUUCUCUGGACAGAUGGACGGAGGGUAACAGAGCGUCAGUCCAGCAGAUACCGGUUAGAAGGGAAUCUCGCUCAGGGGGAUGUAUCCCUCACCAUAGUGAAUGCAGCAGAAGCAGACGGAGGGAUGUACUGCUGUCGUGUGGAGAUCCCUGGUUGGUUCAAUGAUCAGCUGAACAAUCUGGAAGUUGUGAUUGAGAAAGCUAGGACCUCCACUGCAGACCCUCACCCUUACACACCAGAACACACCUCAGCUGCUGCGAAUGCCAGUGACACAUCUUCCGCCAUCACCCCACAAUGGCCAUUGGUUUUGAGUUCAGAAGCCUCUGAGGAUGUUUCAGUACAGACUAUGCUGACAUCAAUCCAUCAGCAAAUGGAGCCAGAAUCCACACGGGCAGGGGUGCAUGUUGGAAUCAGCAUUUUUGUGGUACUUCUAGUCAUCCUGGUUUUGGCCCUAAUUAUAUCCAAAAGGUAUUUCCCCAACAGACAGAAGCUGAAGACUUUGGCAAGCUCAGUCUCAUUUUCCAACCCAGAACAUGGAGGCCUCCAGAGCACGUUGGAAGCUGGGGACCAUGCAGAAGAGAAUAUUUAUACGAUGAGCUCACAGGGUGUGUCUGACAUGAUAGUGAGAGCGAAGGUGGGGCAGUCCAUCAAGCUACCCUGCACCUACAGCGUUAGUCAAGAGCGUGACCUCAAUGUCAUGUGCUGGGGCCGGGGGAUCUGUCCGUCAUCUAAAUGCAGCAGUGAAAUUGUUCGCACUGAUGGGCAGAAGGUGAUAUCUAAACAGUCUGGCAGAUACCAACUAAAGGGUCCUAUCACCAGAGGGGAUGUGUCUCUGACUAUAAGCAAUGUGGACCACAAAGACAGAGGGGAUUACUGCUGCCGCAUAGAGAUCCCUGGAUGGUUCAACGAUAUAAAACGAAACCUGCAUUUGCAUAUUUACAGAGCACCCACUACUCCCGCAAAGACAACCACAACUGCCCUCCCAACACCCACUACUCCGCCCCUGAUAACCACUGUUGCACUCCCAACACCCACUACUCCCGCAACAACAACCACAACUGCACUCCCAACAACCUUUCCUUCCCUGACAACCAUUUUCCAGACAGCUUCUGUGUGCAUUGAAGAUGACGAUUCCAAUUUUUUCACAACAGAACAUGGUCUCCCUACUGCAGAAUCACCAACUACAGUUCUGAUCUCCGAGAGGACUGAAAAUGUCGAUUCUGCUUUCAUUACAGAAGGUGUUGUUCUCAGUACAGGGACAGUUCCCCUGGUUACAGUCCAGACAACCCCUGAGGGGAGUGAAGUGAAUGCUAUUUCUGACGCUACAUUUCCCUUGACAUCUGCAGGAGGCUCGGUGAAAGAGGGACUCGAUGAAGAGACUUCAACAGAUUCAAAACUCCGGUCAGAGAAAAGUGUAGAUAAUCCAACACAGCACCUACAGAAUGAAAUUCCAACAGUAAUCAUCAGUGUGGUAGUGACAGUCAUUCUUCUCUUCACAUUCCUGCUCAUAAUGUUCUUGACAUAUAAACGCUCGGGGAAGUAUCAACUGCAUAUGAUAAAAAGCUCAGACUUAUCUGGAGAACAAAUUCCCAAUGGAGUGGAAGAAGAGAAUACCCUUUUCACUCUGCAGCAGAUACCUGACAGCCAUUCAUUAUCACAGGGAACAUGUCACGAUCCUGUGGAAUCCAGCAUCUAAACGAGGCUUUUUCAUGCUAGGCUGGAAAAUAAGGAUUAAUUCCUUGCUAACCCUGGAAAUAAUGAUGGGUACAAACCAAAACCCAGAUCCAAACACCUGAACUGUGGGGAGUUUAAAACCUAGAAGCAGAUUUUACUCAAAGGUUUUUAAGCAUUUAACUUCCAGGGGAUCCCCUGAGGAUCUGGGCCUUUUCCUCUUGAGCCAUGUGUAAAACUUCUGGAUAAAGUGGCCUCUGUUAGAAGAUAUUUUACCCAUUGCUUGCAUCGCAGAAUUCUUAGUCUCUUAAACCCCAGCCCUGGAACUGCUUGCUUAUGAGUAACUUCAAAGCACAUAAGUAAUCUUGCUGAAGUCAACUGGACUACACAUAUCCUUAAGAUCUGAGCCUUAUUUAUCAGUAACAGCAGGAGCGCAGGAACAAUUUGUAUCGUGAGGGUGCUCAGAGCCAUUGAACCAAGCUGUAAACCCUGUAUGUGAUGGAAA
Messenger RNA from Gopherus evgoodei (Goodes thornscrub tortoise), 2433 nucleotides. Its product is annotated as T-cell immunoglobulin and mucin domain-containing protein 4-like. Lineage: Eukaryota; Metazoa; Chordata; Testudines; Testudinidae. The record is from RefSeq and is a predicted model, not a curated record. The coding region runs from base 64 to 1953 and encodes 629 amino acids. The transcript is spliced from 15 exons.